Molecule: messenger RNA, 507 nt
Organism: Closterium sp. Naga37s-1
Lineage: Eukaryota; Viridiplantae; Streptophyta; Zygnematophyceae; Desmidiales; Closteriaceae
Source: the annotation of a GenBank genome assembly
GGAUCUUUCAAACAACCAGCAUUCAGGAACUAUUCCCGCUGGGUUUAGCACACUCUCUCUACUCACUAGCCUGUCUCUCAAUACCAAUCUGCUCACUGGAUCCAUACCUAGUGGUGUGAUUACUGCCAUGACAAAGCUCGUACACCUCAAUCUCUGCUCCAACUCGCUCUCUUCAACAAUAACCACCUCGAUCACAAAGCUCACGGCACUAUCAACUCUAUCGCUGUGUAACAACCAGAUCACCAGCACGUUCCCUGCUGGCAUGAGCGCGCUUGCAAAGCUUACAAACGUGCAAUUGAACAGCAAUCUUCUCAGUGCUACUAUUCCUUCUGGUGUUAGUACAUGGGCAAAAGUGGUAAACCUGGACUUCUCAAGCAACCAGAUGACUAGCAGCAUUCCUGCUGCCAUCAGUGCACUCACUUCAUUGACUCGCCUUGACCUUUCAAACAAUCUGCUGUCCGGCCGCGUUCCUACUACCCUCAGCACACUCAGCCAACUUGCACGCCU